CACCAUACGGUAAUACAAUUCACUAAAAAAUAUAAAUAUGACUAUUUAUGAUGUAUUAUCGUAUGAGUAUGAUCUACGUAAAAACAAACGAAAAACAAGUACCUCAACUUCGUGAUAAAACCAAGCGAUAAAAAUAGACUUGUGCAGAGCAGGAUUUCUAACCAUGUACAGACAGAACUUUCAAGGGACUUUGGCAGCAGAAGAGUUCAUGUUACAACAAUGAGCAAGUCAAGUAGGCCUAUUACAAUCGUGAUUUGAUGUGACUGACAGUUUGAUGUCUUUAUCAUAAAACUGGGAUGUUUUGUGCAUCUUGAGAACCUUUCUCAGGACACUGGGACAAGCUGUAAAAAAAUGUGACUGCCUCGGGAAAAACCAGGAUGUCAGGUUGCUGUAGACUUUUAAAAUCUUUUCCAACUACUGAUGUAAGAUUAAUUAACCUGUAACUACCUGAACAAUUUUAAUCACCUUCAUUGAAAAGAGGAAUAAUAUUAACCAACUUCCAAUCUUCUGACACCUGCCCAUUGUCGAAAGACUUACAAAGGAUAGUACCAAGUGGUUCACAUAUCCAAUCCUUAAUUUUCUCCAAAACCCUUGGGGAAAUGUAAUCUGGCCCAGAAGACUUAUCAUUCUAUAAACUUUCCAAUUUUUUCUUAACAAGCUCAGAUUUAAGAAGAGCAUGUUAAGAUCUGUACCCUCAGGAAAGACAAGUAAAGUGAUUGUAUGUGGUUAUGAAGGUUGUGGCAAAACAUCUAUAAUAGAACAGCUUAUUUAUGGUAACCUGAGUUUAGGAAACCCUGUUUAUCCUACCAUUGAAGAUGUGUACUGUGCCAUCAUUGACAAUGACAGAGGUGGAAAGGAAAAAAUUCGUUUCUAUGAUACUGCUGGGAUGAAACCAGCCCAUUGUGAAGUGCCGAGAGCCUACCUAACAGCUGCUGAUGGGUUUGCCUUGGUUUAUGCUAUAAACAAUAAAGAAUCCUUCAGACUUUUGGAUCAAAUCAAGAAGGAUAUUGACAGGAACAAGGAGAAAAAAGAUGUACCAAUCAUUGUGUUAGGCAACAAACUAGAUCAACAGAGAGACAGACAAGUUGACAUUGACAAGGCAAAAAUCUGGGCACUGAGAGAGAAAGUGAAACUCUACGAAGUAAGUGCUGCUGAAAGAAAAUCACUGCUGGAUCCUUUUAUUUUCCUGACAUCUAAGAUGAACCCACCACCAGGCAAAUCAGCAUUUCCUCAGUUGGGAAGAAAAGGAAGGAGCAGUAGUAUCACCAUGGAGCUUUAAUUGAGAUAUUUGAGAAAAAUUGGCAACAUUGCCAGAGAGCUUUUAUUGAAACAUUAUUCAAGAAAAAUGAGUAGUUUCACCAUGGAGCUUUAACCCCUUCCAUGAUUUGCUCAAGUUAAUUUGGGCAUGCCAUUUCUCGACAAACUUUAAUUACUUGGCUGAAGUUAUCAUGUUAUCAUCUAUUAUAAUAAGCUAUCAAAAAGCAAAAUUAAAAAAUCCUGCCUUUUUUUUAGAUCAUUUCCAAAAAAAAUGACACAGAAGAGGUUAAUUGGGACACUGGUUGAGAAAAAAUUGUAGCAUUAUCAUGGAGAUUUAAUAGGUAUGUUGUAUGAGAAACAUUAAUAGCUUUAAUUGAAACAGUGUUCAUUUAAAAUUAGUAGCAAUCCCUUGUUAUUUAUUGUUUUUAAUCUUUAUUAUUAUGACACUGACUGUACCAAGUGACUACUAAGCAAUGGUUCAGGUUUUCAAAAUUAAAAAAUAAUCAAGAAUCAAUCUUUAAGCUUUACCUAAUUGUGUGGAUUUUGAUUUACUGAAUUAAAUAUAGAAUCAUUAGGUAAAAAGAAGCUUUUCAAUUAUUUAUUUUGUAGCCUUUCUCAACCUAUUAAGUGUUCAUUCUCUAUUCAUUUAUAACAAUUAAUAAAGAACUAACAUACAGACAUGUUAAUUUUAAUGAAUCUCCCAUUCACUUUAGUUAAAGAGGCUGCAGUAAGAUGAAAGUAUUGAAAACAAAACAUUGAUCACCUGCGUUAAUUACAGCUUGCAAACAUCAUUACUAUUAUUGACCCAAGUUAUAUUUUAAAUAAAUGUCGCAAUCUAAGAAGAGAUGUAUAGCCAUUUAGGUCAAGGAAGAAGUGUAAUUCAGCAAAUUUUUAGUCAUGAGACCAGGAUGACUAUUUUGGUUUGCAUAGUUCAAUUUGUAGAUGUUGUUUAUGACUAGAUUUUCAUUGUCUUUCAUUUAUCAAAUUCUUUUUAAUAUUCUGUAAACUUGUGGUUUGCACCCUACUGACUAUAAAGAGGUUGUGAUACUACUCAUUAAAUAUUUUGACAGAACUAGAAUGUAGUAAGCCAACAUUGUUUUACUGCUUUUAGAAUUGAGUUGUUAACUUCAGUGUUAAUUAUUAGCCUAUGUAUAUCAUAUGUUGAUAAUAGAUUAAACAAAAUGCUGGAUAUUAUUCAUUAGCUUUCCGAAUAUGUCAUUUAUUAUAAUUAAUGCUUUAUUUUCUUUGAGCUUAAAAGAAUGUGCUUUUCAAUGUAAAUCAAGAAGUCCUAUACAAUUAAUGUAAAACAAUUUUUAACAAUUUGUUGUUAUUGGUCAAUAAAGGCAAUAAGGUUGAUUUAAAACAUAUUUGGUGACAUGUACAAGUAAUACUGCUUUUAAAUUUUCUUUAAUAACUGUGUAGUUAUUUAGUUCAAUGUAAAGUAUUACAUAAUAAAGCUAACUUAAUAUAUAAAUACAAGAUGAAGGCAAAUUAUUAUAUUGUUUUUAAUUUAGCUAAAUAUCAGUUAAUGGUAAUUUUUAAAAGUAUUCUUAUUUAUUGUAUUCAAAGUACUAGUAAUUCAUUGACGUAUAUAUUAAAUGAAAACAUUCCUUGAGGUUAAAAAAUUCUAAAGCUCUCACCCCAUGAUUUUAUUUCAAUGUACAAAAAACAUUAAAUGUGAAACUUCAUCCAUUUUGGUCAAUAUUUAGAUUUACUCAAUGAGUUUGAAGUUCUAGACUGCAGUGGUCUUGGUACUGUAUGUACUGUGUGAUAUGCAAACAUGUUUGUUUUAUAUUAUAAAUGACUUAUUUAAAAUAUAUUAUUAUAUUAUUGCAUGUAUAAUCACAUAAUUAUAUGAUUUUGGCAUGUGUAUUCACUUUUGCAUUGUUAUUGUUUCCUUUUUGCUGUUAGAGAAACAUUUUCUGUGAUCCUGCACAACAUGGAGGAGGAAUUGUUUCUCAUUUUAAAUGAGUUCCUCAUUGAGAUGCCAUAAAUGUCCAGCAAAUAUUUGACAGGCAGAUUUUGUAGGAAAUUAAGAUCUUUGUGAGGAGCAGAAAUGGCAUCAGGAGCUGAACCAUGCCCAAAGAUAGACUUGAACAACAAAGAUGCAUAUAUCAUAGAGUCCUCUUUUCUCACAGCCAGUGAGCUUAAACUGUCCCAUAAACAUCCAGAUCUUGAAGGCAUAUAAUGCCUUGGCCAUCCAUCAUGAAUAAUGCACUGCUCCAGGUACUAGAAAUCCCACUCCACAAGGAGGGAUGCCACCAAGAAAGGUUAUGGCCAGUUCAAGUUUCAUUCAAGGAUAGCUGUUUCUACUUUGCAUGCCGUUUCUUUUCCAUACUUGCGUAACUUCUUUUCUCAGCUCUUAAUUUAUUUAAAGAAAGAACCUUAUCUACUUGGCCCAUGCACCCACAACAUCCUCUUUCCCUCUAAGGAAGAGAAAGGUCCUUGUCUUCAGGGGUCUUGUUCAGAGUCAGAGCAUCCCUAUGAGUGAGAUCAAAAAAGGUUAUCCAGGUUAUUAACAAACUUUGCUUUAUUAUCUCACUAUGUUUCAGUUUUUCUUUUUGAAUUUUUAUUCAGCUUCACCCACUUUUAAAAAAGCUUCCCUAGUUUGAUAAUAGCAUGAUGUUCUGAACAGAUUGGAAUUUUAGCUUUUUUUCCAAAAAGCUACAGUCCCCUUGGUCAUAAUCUUUGAGCUUUUUUAUGUUUUAUGAUUGUAGAAAACAUACAUGGUACUUGUCUGUUUGAAGGAAAAUUGCUUCCAAUUUGUUCAGCUUUUUCUGAACCAAGCAAUUAAAGUAUAGUCGUACUUUUUGUUGCAGUAUCCAUUUACAAUGAUAUGCCAAUAGUGUCAGCUGAAAUGAUACAGAAGAAUCUGCUUAAGUGCUUAUAUACCCUUACAGAAAUUCUUGAAACUACUGUCAUGUCAUAUAGAAUAUUCCAUAAGUAAAAGGUAACAGCAUGAACUAUUUAUAUAUGGAAUGUUCUUGAACAUUCCAAAUAAUGUGGAAUGCUCUGGAAUAUUCCAAAAUAUGCUGGAACAUUCUAGAAUAUGCAGGUAUAAUGUGAGAUACAGGGUAAAACUUCAAUUACCUUGAGCAACCUCUAAACGUUAUUCAAUAUGGAUAAAAUUUGGUGUGAAUUAUUUAUAUAAUUGAACAAAAUGAGGGGGUGAGAGUGUUAUAAAUAAAAAAAUAUGGAUUACCCCCAGAAUUGAUGCAAUUCAAUUGUACUUUUAACAGUGUGGAAGGGGAUCAUCCUGCUGGAAUAACCUGUUAGUUUGUAAUGUUUUCAAUUGUUGCAAAGAAAUAAUCUACAGUGUCAAGGUACAUGUUUCUCAUAACAGUUGCUUCUAAGAAAAUGAAUAGACUAAUGACAGUGUUAUGGGUAAUUGGUGCCCAGGUGUUGACUUUUGAACUCUCUCUCUCUCACAAUUUGAUGUGCUGCAAAAAAACAACAACUAAACAUUAUUCUUGCAAGUUCAACAAACUGUGUGUCUAUAUGUUAAAUGGUUUGUCCUGGUAUGAUUUUUCAAAAUUCUUGGACACAGUGCCUUAGAGCCACAUAAAUGGUAUCAUGAACCACAAUAGUGGUUCAUAAUAGGGUUUGCCCAGGCAUUUCACAAAAAUUCUCAUAGAACAUAGGGGCAAAAACCAUCUUGUUCUUGAAACAACACUCGAGACCUUCUAUCACGAUGGCUAAGGCUGCGAAAAUAUUGAUAACAGUAAAAAAGUUAAUUUUCCAACUGUUAGACAAAAUUCAUCCAUUUCUUCUUCCUGUUAUUAUUAUUAUUCAUAUUAUCCUUGUUUAACAAGCUUUUGGAAAAAAUGGAUAUGAAUAUUUUAUUCAAACCUACUAUAAAAAAACUCCUGUGCAGGUCAUAGGACUAUUUUUAUGUUGAUUCUUGAAAGAGGAGAGAUUGUAUCAGUUUUUUCAUUGCAACUGGCCAAGUUUCUCUUCAAAGCCAUUUAAGCACCUUAGCCUACAGCAAAAAUGGCUAGGUAUACUGCACCAAAAUCUAUGCACAGCUACUAAAUAAACUCCUAUGAAGGUUGUAGGACUAUUUUUAAGUUGAGUUCUUCUUCAUUACCAACAUAAGCCAUUCAAGCAUUGCGGAAAUGAAGAAGCCAUUUGAGCACUUUUAUACUAGUUAAAAAUGCUCUGUUUUAUACUAGUGUGAAAUGCUUUAUUUUAUUAGAGUAAAAAAUGUGUAUAUAUAUAACAGUAUCUCCAGCCUUAUUAUUAUUGAUUAUAG
Messenger RNA from Limulus polyphemus (Atlantic horseshoe crab), 5509 nucleotides. RefSeq names its product NF-kappa-B inhibitor-interacting Ras-like protein 2. The record is from RefSeq and is a predicted model, not a curated record. Lineage: Eukaryota; Metazoa; Arthropoda; Merostomata; Xiphosura; Limulidae. Gene Ontology annotation, molecular function: GTPase activity; GTP binding. Gene Ontology annotation, biological process: canonical NF-kappaB signal transduction. The transcript is spliced from 9 exons. Bases 677 to 1279 code for a protein of 200 amino acids.